AUGCAGCCACUGUCGCCCAUUAUACUUGAUCUUGAUGAUGAUGUUGAUGAUGAUGAUGUGGUGCAGCUUACUGAGCGGAAAAUUCCCAUAUUAGAGCCAGUACCUUUCUCCACUGUCAGCUCACUGGGGACGAUGCCUGUCAUUGAGGUGCAGGUACCAUCAGCAGCAGCAGCAGCAGUUGUGGUCCCACCAGCGAGCAGCGGUCGAGUCAGCAGCAGCAUCAGCAGCAGCAGCGGUCCAGCAGCAGUCCAGCCACCAGCAUCAGCAGGAGCAGCAAUCCCGCCAGACAGCAGCGAUCCCACCAGCCAGCAGCGGUCUAGCCAGCAGCAGCAGCAGCAGCAGCAGCAGUUGUGGUCCGGCCAGCCAGCAGCGGUCCAGCCAGCAGCAACAUCAGCGGUCCCGCCAGCCAGCAGAAGCAGAAGCAGCAGUUGUGGUCUGGCAGGCCAGCAGCAGUCCAACCAGCAGCAGCAGCAAUCCCGCCAGACAGCAGCGAUCCCGCCAGCCAGCAGCGGUCUAGCCAGCAACAGCAGCAGCAGCAGUUGUGGUCUGGCCAGCCAGCAAUGA
This is a messenger RNA of Schistocerca gregaria, 564 nucleotides long. Its product is annotated as transcription factor GAGA-like. Bases 1 to 564 code for a protein of 187 amino acids. The transcript is spliced from 4 exons. The record is from RefSeq and is a predicted model, not a curated record. Lineage: Eukaryota; Metazoa; Arthropoda; Insecta; Orthoptera; Acrididae.